Molecule: messenger RNA, 4246 nt
Organism: Sphaerodactylus townsendi
Lineage: Eukaryota; Metazoa; Chordata; Lepidosauria; Squamata; Sphaerodactylidae
Gene: KCND2
Product: potassium voltage-gated channel subfamily D member 2
Exons: 6
Coding region: 43-1935 (630 amino acids)
Biological process (GO): potassium ion transmembrane transport; protein homooligomerization
Cellular component (GO): membrane; voltage-gated potassium channel complex
Molecular function (GO): protein binding; voltage-gated monoatomic ion channel activity involved in regulation of postsynaptic membrane potential; A-type (transient outward) potassium channel activity
Source: RefSeq, a predicted model, not a curated record
UUCCCAAAAGAUCUCUCGGCAAAACCAGUAGCAGUUUACAGAAUGGCAGCAGGAGUAGCAGCAUGGUUGCCUUUUGCUCGGGCAGCUGCUAUAGGAUGGAUGCCAGUGGCCACAAACCCUAUGCCGAAUGCUCCUCGCCAGGAGAGAAAGCGAAGCCAAGACUCCUUAAUAGUGUUGAACGUGAGUGGAACCCAGUUCCAAACCUGGCUGGACACCCUGGAACGCUAUCCUGACACUCUACUGGGCAGUUCAGAGAGGGAUUUUUUCUACCACCCAGAGACACAGCAAUACUUUUUUGACCGGGACCCUGACAUCUUCCGACACAUCCUCAAUUUCUACCGUACAGGGAAGUUACACUAUCCCCGUCAAGAGUGCAUCUCAGCCUAUGAUGAGGAGCUGGCAUUCUUUGGUAUAAUCCCUGAAAUCAUUGGUGAUUGCUGCUAUGAGGAAUACAAGGAUCGACGACGGGAGAAUGCCGAGCGUCUUCAGGAUGAUGCUGAUCAGGAUAAUAAUGGUGAAAGCAAAUUGCCUUCCAUGACGGCUCGAGAAAGAAUGUGGCGGGCCUUUGAGAAUCCACACACCAGCACCCUGGCCCUGGUCUUCUACUAUGUAACAGGCUUCUUCAUUGCUGUUUCCGUCAUUGCCAAUGUGGUGGAGACAGUGCCCUGUGGGGUAAGUCCUGGUGCCAUCAAGGAACUGUCCUGUGGAGAGCGGUAUGAUGUGGCUUUCUUCUGCCUGGAUACAGCCUGUGUCAUGAUCUUCACAGUUGAGUAUCUAUUGCGUCUGGUGGCUGCUCCAAGCCGUUACAAGUUUGUACGUAGUGUAAUGAGCAUAAUUGAUGUAGUGGCUAUUAUGCCCUAUUACAUUGGUCUUGUAAUGACCAACAAUGAGGAUGUCAGUGGGGCCUUUGUAACACUACGUGUCUUCCGGGUCUUCCGGAUCUUUAAGUUUUCCCGCCACUCACAGGGUUUGCGUAUCCUGGGCUACACUCUGAAAAGUUGUGCAUCAGAACUUGGCUUUCUCCUCUUUUCUCUCACUAUGGCCAUCAUAAUCUUUGCUACAGUUAUGUUUUAUGCUGAGAAAGGCUCCUCAGCCAGCAAAUUCACCAGCAUCCCCGCUGCCUUCUGGUAUACCAUUGUCACUAUGACCACCCUUGGGUAUGGUGACAUGGUGCCGAAGACCAUAGCUGGCAAGAUAUUUGGCUCGAUAUGUUCCCUGAGUGGGGUCUUAGUCAUUGCCCUACCAGUUCCUGUAAUUGUGUCCAACUUCAGUCGCAUCUACCACCAGAACCAACGAGCAGAUAAGCGCAAGGCACAAAAGAAAACCCGGCUUGCUCGAAUCCGUGCUGCAAAGAGUGGGAGUGCAAACGCUUACAUGCAGAGCAAAAGAAAUGGCUUACUCAGUAACCAGCUGCAGCAGUUAUCUGAUGAAGAACAAGGCGACUUUGUUGGCAAAUUUGGUUCUUCCUUUCAAAUCCAACACCACCACCUGCUUCACUGUCUGGAAAAAACCACAAAUCAUGAAUUUUUAGACGAACAUACCUAUGAAGAAAGUUGCAUGGAGGUUUCUACUGUUAACAGACAGUCCAGCCCUUCUCUUUCCUCCCAACAAGGAGCUACGAGCACUUGCUGUUCACGGCGACAUAAAAAGACAUUCCACAUUCCAAAUGCCAACAUAACAAGCAGCCGCCCAAGUAGUGUUCAAGAACUUAGUACCAUUCAGAUAAGAUGCAUGGAAAGAACACCUCUAUCUAACAGCCGAUCCAGUCUAAAUGCCAAAAUGGAAGAGUGUAUUAAACUAAACUGUGAGCAGCCUUAUGUAACCACAGCAAUAAUCAGCAUUCCAACACCACCUGUGACCACACCAGAGGGAGACAAUAGACCAGGAUCUCCAGAGUAUUCGGGAGGAAACGUUGUCAGAGUAUCUGCUUUAUGAAACACUUAGAAUAAAGACCACUUAGAAGUUGCAUUGUGGAUUCUGAAGAAAGGACACAGCAAACCAUUUGUUCAAUGGAACAAGACCAGAUGAUUGAACGGCUCUGAUGAUGCAAAACAUUUUGGGUUUUCAGUACUAAGUUGUGUGCAGUGGGCUACCAAAUGGAAUUUCUACAUGUCACUUGAAUUUUUCCAUAAGAAACUAUUCUGUGACUCUUUUGAUUUACUCUAUGAGCACAAUGAAAUGUCCCCCAUUGAUGCUUCUUUCCAUGAAAAAUAUUUUUAAUAAAAUAUCUAAAACAAAAAAAAUUCAAUUUAUGUUCCAACUGAAUGCAAAAUACAGGAUGGAAACAAUGUUUUGAUAAUGUGUUCUCUUUUUCUUGUUAAUAAACCAUGAAUGUGUUGACAAACUGACUUUCAGAGAGAGAGAGAGAGAGAUUGAGAGAGAGAGAAUGUCUCAUAAAAUAUUUGUACUGAAUGAAAGGAACACAACCAUAAUGCAUGUGAAAAAAUUUUGGAGCUGUGUGAUCUGAGUUAACUUCUGCUGUUUUUUUCAGGUUAGGCAUGAUAACAUUUUACUGUAGAAAAGGGGCAUUUCUGUGGACUUAAAAAACCUGAUUGUUAAUGUUCCUUGGUAGUUGUAAAAUAACUUCCUUUUUCAGAGGGCAAGAGGAAGUGUUUCUUACUCAAACACUCAUUAGUGGACUUGGCGUGUUAAGUUAAUUUAGCAUUUAUCAUUGUUCUGUCUUGCUUCCUUGGUACUGUUACAACUGCAAUAAUUCAAUGUACAUCUGUUGUAUCAGGAAUCAGGCUUUUGUUCGUAUAUCUCUGCCCAACUUCACUGAAACAGAUAAACAUUAUGGAUCGACAGUACAGUAUUUUCCAUAAUAUGGAAAAGUUAAUAACCUCAUUCAAAACCAAAACUGUUUGCUAACACAGAUGUACUUUUGUUUUUACAUCAUGCUUCUUAUAAUUCUCAUUCUUUAAUGCCAGUCUUUGCCUUCUGCUACAUUUCUUUCCUCUCUGAAUGUCCAGGGUUUUCAUAAAUUAGCUAAGAAACCCUAAUUUAUGAACACCAGUUAUAUUGUUUAUGUUUUCUGAACAAAUGAGCAGUCUUCCUAGUGUAGUCUUACAAUGUAGCUCUCCUCUUAAGUAACAACGUGGUUUAGUGAUUAAUUUAUCUCUAAUGCCUUGAUGCUAUUGCAUACUAUUAUUGGGAAAGCUGAAUACUGGGAGGCAUUAAAUUAAUUUGGCUGAAGAUUACUGAAAAGGUUGUUGGUCACAUUAAACUUCUGGAAUUUAUAGUUAGACAACCUAACAAAGACUGUGCUGAAAUGGAAGCUUUGGAGCCAAGAUUGCAAAACAAUAAUUGACACUGAAGGAUGUGCCACUGUAGGAUUAAUACACAGACUUUACUGUUAAAACUUGUGUUUUUGUUCCAUUGUCCAGAGAAAUUUAAAAAUGUUUCCAGAAAAGUCACUUUUAAAAUAUUGCUAACCUUUUUAAGAUCAUGGUGGCUUUCCAUCCUUUCAAGUCUUGAAGCAAAAAAGAUAUUUCUAAGUAAGAAUGUGUAAAUGAAUCUCGAAGUAUUACUGAACAAAUUGCUAGAUGGAUUUGUAUGGCACCUCUAAAACUGAGGUCUUAUUUGAUAGUGUAUUGUCAGAUUCAUCAGAUCAUCAAAUCCACUAAGGUAUUAAAAUAAGAAUGACCUUAAGUGAUUUCUCAUCACAAAUUAUGUUUUUAUAACAAUUUAAUUCCAUUGGGUUCCAUUGUCAUCUCUUCCCUGUUUGUCUGGGUGGCUAAGCCACAUCUACUGCUGUAGUUUAAUGUAAUUAGCAUCUCAUCUAAAGUAACACUUUUCAUUUUCCAGACUAUUGGAUCACAUCAUUAUUAACAAAGGUAGAAUGCAAGACUUGCAGCUCCUAAAAUGAAGGGUUGGUCCAUGGCUACAUCUCCUUCCACCAUUUUUUUAGUACUUGUGAGAGAUCAGGUGGGAAGGAAAGAUACUGGAACAUACACAUUUUUCUUUGUUUUCAAAGAUCAGACCCAAGACAAGAGCUUGCAUGUGAAGAAGCAGGGGAUACAGUAAUUGAGGCUCUAGAACAGUAAUUUCCAACCUUUUUUCACUCACGUACCCCAUAGCAACCCAUUUCUCUAAAAUUGUACCCCCCCCAUAUUAGCAGCACAUAUUAGAAAAAGAAGAAGAGUUUGGAUGUAUACCCCACCUUUCUCUCCUGUAAGGAGACUCGGUGGCCUACACACUCCUUUCCCUUCCUCGCCCCAACUUGUGAGGUUGUUGGGGCUGAAGUGUU